GCGGCGCGUAAACUCAACGGUGGUGUUGUUGUUAGCAACCGCCGGCUAAUGUAGUGGGAAAGCUAACGUCAGUCAACCAGAGAGCUAACUGCACACUUUCGUCCGUCUCAUUCGUCGGGACGGAGACGUGCAUUUCACCCACAUUCCGACUCGGUUUGUCUCGUUGUCCUUGUAGCAGGAAAGAUGUCUUCUUACCCGUGUGAUCUAACUCUAGAAAGACAUUUCAAGGGCCACAGGGACAAUGUUACAAGUGUGGACUUCAGCUGCAACAUGAAACAGAUUGCCACAGGCUCUAUGGACGCCUGUGUGAUGAUAUGGAACAUGAAAACUCAGAUGCGAGCGUAUCGUUUUGAGGGACACAAAGACGCUGUCCUCUCUGUUCAGUUCUCUCCGUCUGGCCACUUGGUGGCCUCCGCCUCCAGAGACAAGACCGUUCGUCUUUGGGUGCCGAGCAUGAAGGCUGAGUCAACCGCUUUCAGGGCUCACACGGCCACCGUGCGCAGCGUUAACUUUUCUGGUGAUGGACAGAAUGUGGUCACGGCCUCCGACGACAAGACCAUUAAAGUGUGGACGGUCCACAGGCAAAAGUUUCUCCUCUCUCUCAACCAGCACAUCAACUGGGUCCGCUCUGCCAAAUUUUCUCCAGAUGAUCGCCUGAUUGUGUCGUCCAGUGAUGAUAAGACGAUAAAGCUGUGGGACAAGAAUAGUAGAGAGUGCAUUCAUUCCUUCUAUGAACAUUCUGGUUAUGCAAACUACGUGGACUUCCAUCCAAGUGGAACGUGCAUCGCUGCAGCCUGUACUGACAACUCUGUGAAGGUGUGGGACAUCCGGUCACAUAAGAUGCUGCAGCACUACCAAGUCCACAGCGGUGCGGUGAACAGUUUGUCGUUCCACCCGGCCGGUAAUUUCCUCAUAACUGCGUCGAGCGAUUUCACAAUGAAGAUACUGGACCUUGUGGAGGGCAAGCUGCUGUACACGCUGCACGGACACCAGGGUCGAGUGAGCGGAGUUGCCUUCUCCAGGACCGGGGAGUACUUUGCCUCCGGGGGUUCUGAUGAACAGGUAAUGGUGUGGAAGAGUAACUUUGACUCUGUGGAGGACAGUGACAACGUCAGGCUGCAACAUCAAACUACCUCCAGCUUGCACCCGCUGCCAGUCAGCUGCAAGGCUCAGCCCUCCUUCAGCUCACAUCCGUGUGCGCUCCGCAGCGAGGCUUCUGAACCGUCUGAACAUUUUAAUGGACGGGACUCCCACGCCGCCGCCCACACUCAGAGCGCCAGUCGCAGCGUUAGCCACGGCGCGGCAACUCCUCCCCACACCCACGGACCCCUCGGCAGCACCUCCUCCUCCACCCAGCGGCCUCGGAGCCGCGCUUCGGCGCCGCAUCCCCCCCCCGGAGGAGCCCCCCCCGGUUUAGCCAGCACGCUGGAACACAUCAUAGGCCAGCUGGAUAUUCUCACUCAGACGGUUUCGAUCUUGGAGCGGCGUCUGACGCUGACGGAGGACAAACUCAAGGAGUGUUUGGAGAACCAGAUGGAGAUCGGUCUGCAUCUCCAGAGACCAGAGGAGGCCUAAAGAUGGCGGAGCCGCGGCGCGGGGAGGGGAAACGGGGGGGAGGGGGGUUCGCUGCGACCACAUUAACGGAAACGCGUUUGCAGCACUCGCUGCUGUUGUUGCUGUUGUUGCUGGAUCACACUUCAAAUGUGCAACACUUUCCCCGACCGGACUUGAAGUGCACACGAGCCUCGCUGCUGAUGCACUGUGCCGGCUGGUUGUACAAAGAGAUGCCAGGAGUGAAGGAGUUGAAUAUUAGAGAAGUUGUUAUUCCACAAGAGUGCUGAGGCCGCAGUCCCCUUUUCUGCUGACAAAGGACCCGCUGCUACAAGUCGCUGUGUGUGUGUGUGUGUCUGUGUGUCUAUCUGUGUGUGUGUGUGUGUGCACAUGUGCUAAAGUGUAGACACACGCCAGAGACUCUUUUUUUACUCGCCUUCCCACUGUACGUGUGGGUGUUAUUUUCAUGCACGUGCAGGCUCACGUACAACGGCAUCAGAAGGAAUUGUUGUUGUUGUUGUUGUUUUUAGUCAAAAGGUCCAUAAGUGACACACACUCAUUGUUUUAGACUCACUCAGGCCGGCACAGGAAUCCCUUUCAAAUGUUGCAGAAAGAGGAGGAACAACAGGAAACCCGAGUUUGACCUUAUUCACUGUUCAUGUUUGUUUACUGCGGAUCAUUAGUAGAGGCGCUGCAGGAAGUUGAACUGGUGCAUCCUCAGUAAAUACUCACCAGUGCAGCAAAUGAGCGUUGAGCCCUGGCCUGAAAGUAUUGUAACCAAUGCGCUAUUGUCUCUUCUAUUAAAAUUCGACCUCAC
This is a messenger RNA of Pungitius pungitius (ninespine stickleback), 2368 nucleotides long. RefSeq names its product POC1 centriolar protein A (gene poc1a). Gene Ontology annotation, biological process: cilium assembly. The transcript has 11 exons. Lineage: Eukaryota; Metazoa; Chordata; Actinopteri; Perciformes; Gasterosteidae. Bases 184 to 1575 code for a protein of 463 amino acids. Gene Ontology annotation, cellular component: ciliary basal body; centriole. The record is from RefSeq and is a predicted model, not a curated record. Gene Ontology annotation, molecular function: protein binding.